Raphanus sativus (radish) is the source of this 2515-nucleotide messenger RNA. Its product is annotated as GATA transcription factor 26. Gene Ontology annotation, biological process: regulation of DNA-templated transcription. NCBI's taxonomy places the organism in Eukaryota, Viridiplantae, Streptophyta, Magnoliopsida, Brassicales, Brassicaceae. Gene Ontology annotation, molecular function: zinc ion binding; sequence-specific DNA binding. The transcript is spliced from 6 exons. The coding region runs from base 551 to 2074 and encodes 507 amino acids. The record is from RefSeq and is a predicted model, not a curated record.
UUUAACAAACACUUUCUCGCUCUAAAACCCUCAUAGUUCCUCUCUCUUUCCCUAUUUCACAUCCAUUUAUUAGAUUCCUCCUCUCAAUAGCCUCUCCUUCUCUUUUCUAUUGGAUUGUAUUAGACUGAUAGCUCAAGGAACCAACAAAAGAAAAGAGAAAGAAAAAGAAAAUAAAAUAAUUUAUCUCUUGGAAAACUUCUCUUCUUUUGGUUUGAGUUCUAAUUAUCAGGAAACUGUCUUCCUAGUUUUUUUUUUCAGAUUUGAAUUUCCUCAAAAGAACUUUCUGGGUCUUUUUUCUUGGCUUCAAUUUCUUCUUCUGCAAAAAAAAGAAAAGAAAAACCUUUACUGGAUUUUUUUCAUUGGCUAGAGAGAAGCCUCUUAGUAGUUUAUACCCCUGUUUUUGUAUAUACCAUUUAUAGCUGAAUAUUAAACAAAAUCUGUAAACUUUAAAUUUCCUUCCAAGAAAAGUCUCAUUGUUAAGUCUAUAAAAAUUGGAACUUUUCUCUGAAAUCAUUUUUUUUAGAGAAAAGCAAAAACAAAGAAAGAGACAAUGGGAAAGCAAGGACCUUGCUAUCACUGUGGAGUUACAAGCACACCUCUGUGGAGAAAUGGGCCACCAGAGAAGCCAGUUUUGUGCAAUGCGUGUGGAUCGCGUUGGAGAACAAAGGGAACACUUGUGAACUACGCUCCACUUCACGCACGUGCUGAUGGUGAAGAGAACCAAGAUCUUCAGAGGUAUCAAAGAAUAAAGAGCAUCUCUUUAAGUAACAACAAGAACACAGAAACCAAAAUGCUCAAGAGGAAAGCAAUUCAAGAAAGCAGACAGGUCUUAGAAUUCAAUUAUGGUUUGAAGAAGGCUAAAAUAGAGGAGGAUGCUAGUAACAGAUCGAGCUCUGGUUCGGCUAUAUCAAACACCGAGAGCUGUGCACAGUAUGGGAGUGAGUUAACAGGUUCAGGUCCAUCACAAUCCAACGCUUGGGACACGACUGUUCCUUGCAAGAGGAGGACGUGUGUUGGACGUCCAAAGUCAUCAUCUUCUGUUGAGAAGCUCACAAAGGACCUUUACAAUAUUCUACAAGAGCAGCAAUCGUCAGUUUCAUCAGAUGAAGAUCUUCUUUUUGAGUCCAUGUUCACUGCUGAGAUUGGACAUGGGAGUGUUCUAAUGAGGGAUCCACACUCGUUUGCUCGGGAAGAGGAGUCUGAAGAAGCCAGCUCACUCUCUUCUUCGGUUGAGAACAAGUCAUCCAUCAGUGAUGCAUACUCACAUUCGGUUGGAGCAGUGGGAGGUGGUUCAGAGUUUGUUGAACAAGCAAUAAAGCUAGAGCAGCUCAAGAGGACCAAGUCUCAAACUGGAAGAGUGCAUGUCCUUGGAAGCCAUAGUUCACCACUCUGUAGUAUAGACUUGAAGGAUGUUUUCAACUUUGAGGAGUUCAUAGAACAAUUCACAGAGGAAGAACAGAAGAAACUGAUGAAACUACUUCCUCAGAUUGACUCUGUUAACAUUCCUGAUAGCCUCAGAAUAAUGUUUGAAAGUGCUCAGUUCAAAGAGAACUUCUCUUUGUUUCAGAAACUUAUUGCAGAUGGUGUCUUUGAGAUGCCUUCUUCCUCUGGGGCAAAACUGGAAGACAUAAGGGCUUUCAAGAAGCUUGCUUUGUCUGAUUUUAACAAAUCUCGUUUGGUGGAAAGCUAUAACAUCCUAAAGGAGCGUGAAAAAGGGUCUGGAGAUUCUGUUACUACAGCUUCAAGAAGCUUAAACCCAAAUGUACCUAAAAAUAUUGUAACCAUUAAGAGACGAUGUGCAAACCAAACUCAAGUCAAGUCAGAGUCAAGGGGGCUUAUGAGGAGUCCCAAAAGUGUGACGAAGAUGAAAGCAAUCCAUGAAAGCAAGGUUCUGACAGAAAACAACGGCUCAUGUUUCAGCCCAAGAAGUUUGGCUUCUGUGUUUGGUCAAGAGAGUGGUGGUACUACAGUGUUUGGCAAUGAGAAUGACUGCAGUUCUGAUCAAGAUCUUCUUCUUAUGGACUUGCCAUCAAAUGGGUCGUUUCCUCAAGCAGAGCUGCUUCACCAACUAUGAGGGUACAUAGCUUCAAACUUCAUGGUGCUCCUCAGUGUUAACGGAAGGAUCAGAGAGACUCUUAUGCAUUUGGUUGAGAUUGAUAAAAGGGACUCUUUAGGCUUUCUGAGAAAAGGACCAAAGUGAAGUUUCUGCUUUAGAAACUGGAAUAUGCAGACAUGAAAAGAACUUUUUAUUUGAGUCUUGGGCUUCUCUUUGGUGGUUUAGUUUCUAAGGUGGAUCAUAUAUACACAUAUAUCAUAUGGUGGGUCUUAUUAUGAAUACAUAUAUACAUAAUGCCUCCUCUCUUUCAAUGAACCCUUUUUUGUGAGCUUCAUCAGCUUCUGCUUUUUUUUUGUAUAGGUUGAGAUUAUAAGGUGGGUCUUAUCUAUACAAUACAUAUAUAUACAUAAUGUCUCCUCUUACAGUGAACCUUUUUUAUUAAACUUUGAAGUUUCUAUU